Molecule: messenger RNA, 2895 nt
Organism: Formica exsecta
Lineage: Eukaryota; Metazoa; Arthropoda; Insecta; Hymenoptera; Formicidae
Gene: Pop1
Product: ribonucleases P/MRP protein subunit POP1
Exons: 3
Coding region: 167-2806 (879 amino acids)
Biological process (GO): tRNA 5'-leader removal
Cellular component (GO): nucleolar ribonuclease P complex; ribonuclease MRP complex
Source: RefSeq, a predicted model, not a curated record
AACUUUCCGAGUUACCUACCGAGUCUACAUGAACUAUAUCGUUUGUGCUAGAGAAAACACAUUGUGGUUAUGUGGUUCAUUCAAUCAGUGCAGCGCGCGGAUUAACGAUCGUAUAAAAUUUCCUUAGGCGCGAAAACGUGAAAAGUUUUACACGAACUCGAACGCUAUGGCAGAAAAGAAGAAACAAUUUGAUGAGUUUUUGGGAGGAUCCGAGUCACUCCCACAUGAAGUAUCUAUUAUGCAAUUUGUCUCUUCACGAGCCCGUGAAAUUUCUGCGAUGACAUCUUCGAUUGAAAAUCCUAAACAAACCAAGUUAAUAUUUCAAAAGCUUCCUAUAUAUAUGCGUAGACGUGUCAUGUCUCACAAUGUUAAAAGACUGCCACGUAGAUUGCGAGAGGCACAUUCAGCACAAAUGGCAAAAUCGGCAAAUGGCCAAAAUUUACCAUCAACGAAUAAACGACCAUCCCGAAAAUAUCGUAGAAGACCACGCAAUUUACUUUCCGAGUACAGUCGCAGACAACGUAAUAAAAUCUGGUUAGAAACUCAUAUCUGGCAUGCAAAACGUUUUCACAUGAUCGACAAAUGGGGAUAUAGAAUUGCAAGUUAUUCAAACGACAAGUGCUUUAGAGCCAAUUACAGAGCUAUAACAAAACACUGUCUUUUACAAGAUAUUUCUUAUUAUACCUGUAUCGAAAUAGUAGGAGAAGAAAGUUUGUUGAAAACAACUUUGAAAACACAUUGUAAUCCAUCGACAUUAACUUUUGCUGCAAAAAUAUACACCAAUGGUCAUAGGGAAGGUACUUUAAUGUUCUUUAAAAAGAAUGGUUAUCCACAUUUUCCUAUUGGUAAUGUGCAUUUUUUUUGGAGGUCAAAUGAGGCAGAUAUUAGAACUAUUUGGAUAUGGGUACAUCCUGCUUUUUAUAAUGAUUUUCUUAAUGAGAUUAUAUCGAGUUUUGAGUUUAAACAGAAUAAUGCUGAACGAAAUACGACCGAUAUUACGCAUGAUUUAAAUUACUUGUACACAAAUGAUGCAGGUUGUAAAAUGAUUGUAUUAAGAAAUGCAUUAAAUAGAUUUCGACUCCACGGGCCACUGGCUUUGAAUGUAUUAAGAGAAGCAUUACAAAUACCAUCUUUAACUGAGCUAGAUUUUGAUCCAGAGAUGAAUCGCAUUAUUACAGAAGAACAAGAUAGCUCGUUAAAUAAUGAAAAAUUAGAGGCAAGUAAGAUAUCAAUAGACAACAAUAUCUCUACGCAACCUAUGGAGAGAAUGGCAAUUGACGAAAGUAAAGAAAAUACCUCAAUUUUCCAAGAUUUGAAUAUACAAGAUCUUGGGAAAAAAUUGUGGCAUACUAAAUAUUAUAAAAAAAGAGAAAAUAUGGAAGCUUUUAAGAUACAGGAGCAGUUGUGGCAAUCAAUGAAGUUUUUGGGAUCACCAAAUUUUCUACCAACAAAUAUGAUUAUUGGAUUAAUCGUUUUAGAUCCACGCUUUUAUUUACCUGAAAAAAGAACGAAAUGUAAAUCAGAGACGUUUUCUCAAUUAAAGUCAGUUUAUCAGCUACCAACUGAUUCAAAUUGUUCUCCUAUUUGGGAUGCACAAAUACGCCAUAUUGUAAGCAAUUCUUGUGUAUCUACAAGCACAAUUAACAAGCUUAGAAGUGAAUGUCUUGUACCUGGUAUGGCAAAUGAUCAAUACUUUAACAAAGACAUAAUGGCAAAAAUACCAAUACUUCUUAUUCAGAAGCCGGGAACUAUUACUGGUUUAGGAUCCAGCAUAGAUAUUAUUAUACCAUCUGGAUGGGCAAUGCCAUUUUGGCUUGCAUUUAUAAUGCGAUGUGCAAGAGUGGGUGCACUUCGAGAAUCCAGAUUGAUAGCUUUUGAAAGUUUACAGCUAAACGUACCCGACAUUGACGAUCCCAACAGUCCCGCUUAUACAAGGGAGGCAUUGAUUUCAAAGGAAGAAUUAAUUAAUAAAUAUUUCUGUUAUCCACCAAAUAGAAGAGUUAACUAUGUCAAAUUUGGCAUUCGUAGCCCUUUCUUCUGCGAUUGGAAAAAUUUAACCAAGGGCUGGUCGGACAUCGAAAAUUUUUAUGUUCUAAGAAACCGCGAACUUUUAUCACUUUUACAAACGGGAAUUCAUCCUGUUAAACCUGUUAAGAAUGCAAAGUCCAAAUCAACUGCCCAAAAUGCACAGUUCAAUUUUCAAGAUUUUGAUGAAUAUAAAAACUGCUUGGUACAUGUCCAAUUAUCUAUGGUAGGAAAAGGAUCGCCGAAGAAGUUCGCGAUCAUAUGCAUACCGACGCACGAAGAUAUGGAAAAGCUUGAAAAUAAUAAAAAGUGGGUUGGUCCUGUCGAAAAAUGUCACACUGAUCCGAAUGAAAAGUCCCGUAAAAUGCUACGUAAAAAUCACUUGGCGCUAUUGAAACGAUUAAGGCGGCAAAGAGUUCAACGAAAGAAGACAUUUCAAGAUAAUGUGUUGAAGUUAUUGAAGAAAUCUAUUGGCAGUUCAAACGCGAUUGAAUAUACGUCGAUUUCAGUACAUCGCAAAAUUAUAUCAAAUCAAUCGGUAAGAAUGUCAAAAUUGUAUCUCCCAGAAUGUACAGAAGUUCGUCAUUCCUGCGAUAGAGAAGUUAUGGGAUAUGUAACCAUAGGUGGUCUUUCAUUCAGCCAUGCAAAAGGUAUUGGCAUUGGGUAUGUCACAUUACCCUCGUUACUCGAAAUUGUUAGUAAAAAGUCUAACAUUGUUCUUGUCAGGAAUACUCAAACACGACAAUACAGAUUAGCAAAAUUAGAUAUAUUAGGUCUUUAAAUCUGCGUGAUUAUGUAUGUAUUUUAUUAAAUACAUGAUACAUCUAUAUGUAAAUAUGUACAAUAUAUAUAUAUAUUUUUUUUAUUGUA